This is a messenger RNA of Scatophagus argus, 4949 nucleotides long. RefSeq names its product cd7 antigen-like (gene cd7al). The transcript is spliced from 6 exons. The record is from RefSeq and is a predicted model, not a curated record. Gene Ontology annotation, biological process: adaptive immune response. Gene Ontology annotation, molecular function: signaling receptor activity. The coding region runs from base 1494 to 2609 and encodes 371 amino acids. Gene Ontology annotation, cellular component: membrane. Lineage: Eukaryota; Metazoa; Chordata; Actinopteri; Scatophagidae.
GACAUAUUUUUGCAAAGAAUUUUUUUAGAUGUAGUUUUUCAGUAAGCACUACAGCCAAACAUUUACCUCAGUUGUAUUAAGGUAACUUGACAAAUGAAACCAAAACUGUCAGCAUGAAUUGUGGUGAACAGGCUCUUCAGGUGAAAGGUCAGAGAUGUUGGUAACAGCAUGUACUUUAGUAUCAAAAUCAUUUUUUUUUUUUUUUUAAUGUGGAUUGGCUCUUGACAUUGAACAUAUAAAGAAAAAGAAUUCUUAAUAAUGGAUGGAAAAUUCAGAUUAAUUAAAUUUUGCCUGCUAAACUGUCAUGACCAGUCAAAAUGCCAUCUGAGUUUUUCUUGCUCAAACUUCAAGUCAUGUUUUCCAACUUUUCUUUUUGGAUUUGUAUUACAAUGAGUUCAAGCUGGUCCACAAAGGAAUAUUGUCCAGAAAGUAACUUUAUAUUUUGAUGAAAAUGUGACACAAUGUCUAACUCAUGCUUUUUGUGUUUUUGUUUAAAAAAAAAAAAAUAAUAAUAAAAUAAAAUUAUUUCAUUAUUUUGCUGCCACUUGUUUUACUCAGUUAUUGGGUUCAGUUUGAGGUCACUUGAGGCAUCCAUUCGUUUAGCUCAGCGUGCACCCCCUAGUGGCACCUGGGGGAUAUUACACAACCCUUGAGCAGAUACACUUAAGAAUCACUACUGCUGAUGACAUAAGGCCAGAGGAAGUCUGGUGAGGACACGGCCUGAUAAGUUUGCCCAGAACAGUAUAUACUGUAGUGUGAGGGUAUGGAUGAAUGCAAGCAGAAAUAGUGGAGAUAACAAAUGGAGUGGAAUAACAGUUUCCAUAAUUGGUCAUUUCUCUUUUGUGCCUUUCUUUGGGAGCCGUUACUGCAACUAUUAAGAGUGUUCACUCCUUAGAGACCACAAAGUAAAAAAUAGACUUGAAAUUAAAAUAAAGAUACAGUGAGAGAAGUUAACAGAAAAUUAAUGAAACAACAUUUUAUUUUUAUUCAUUUAAGAAAUUUAAUAAUUCAGUUUUCAUUGUUUUUGUGUUCAUGCAUAGAGAUAUUUCCUAAUGUUGAUUUAGAACCGUUUGACCACAUGUAGAGCGUCACAGCUCUACAUGUUUUGAGCAGAAGUGGGAAGACGUGUUGACUGAGUUAAAGGUUAACGUUUUUUCAAGUGUGUCUCAAGUUAUCAGUUGCUUUAAUCACUUCCUGUUCACAUCACCUGGGAGGACUUAGUUUUGUCUUUUUAACAUAACACUUAAUCAGAUUUUAAAGUCAAGGGGCUCUGUAAAGACCAGCUGUUGGUGUUUUAUUUUUUAUUAUUUUUAUGCUCAGUUCAGACUUGAGUCUUGAAUGUUUUUGUUGUCUGGCCAGUCAAGCCUGAAAGUCACAGAUAUUUGUCAAACAGGCUGCUUUCAUAGGUGACCAUCUGGAUACUGACUCAAAUUAUUGUCACAGGCAGACAUGGCUCCGUUGAGAAGAAUGAGAAUCCCUCUGGGUAUUAAAGGAUGACUGGGAUCAAGUACGUGGCUGGUCUGUGGACUCUGUGGUUCAUCACACAGACUGGAUGUGUUUGCAGCGACUUUGUGUUCUUUGAGAGACAAGAAGGGGAUUCUGUGGUUCUCCACUGUGUGUUUGAGCAGAGAGAACCUCCACCCUUCGGCGUGUACCUGAAACGCCGUUGGCUGCAUGCCAGCGAGGUGCUGUUCAUGCACACCAAAAGUGAAGUCAGCGUCCUUAAGGCUGAAUACCGAAACCGCAUCAGCGUGAGCGGGGACCCGAGCAGCCGUGCUCUCAAUGUGACCAUCUCCGAGCUGAGGGUCGAUGACACAGACCGCUACGACUGUGAGUUCAUGGUGGAAAACCCUUCCUCUGAAGACCUGCGACUGCCUGGAAAGACUGAAUUCUUCCUCCUUGUGAGGGGUGACACCCCUGGGUGGGAGAACAUAGGGUUGGUACAGACGUGUGCCGGGGGCUCGGCCACGCUCCCCUGUCUCCCCCCGAGCGGGGAAGGCUUGGCCGUGGACGGGGUGAGCCUGAAGCGGCAGAGGGGCCGGGCACCUGUGGAGGUGUUGUACCACUCAAAGCGUGACCUCGGCGGCGGCCCUCCCCCUUCGUCCUCCCAGUUCCCUGUGGAGAAAAUCCAGCUGUCAUCUGCGCCCGGCCCCGGCGGCAUCACCUACAACCUCACCCUGCAGCAGCUGCAGCUGGACGACAGCGGCCUGUACAGCUGCCAGCUUCUCCUGCGGGGCAGGCCUGACAGCACCACCAGUCUAGGGAAGCAGGUGUUUUUUCUUUCUGUGCAAGGAGGACAGUGUGGCUGUUCCAACUACUCUACUCUGCUGUAUGCUUUGUCUUCCGCUGUGGCUGUUCUCCUCAUCCUCCUCAUACUAGUGGUGAUUUACAGAGGCAAAUCUCGCCGCAGUGGGAAGUCACGCUCUCAGGCCCCCAUCUACGAGGAGAUGGCCGGGGUGCAGACCGCCAGGGGAAAACUGGCCUCUCAACAUCUGGAGGAAAUGCAGUUUUCUGAGUACAGAAACUGCCCUGUGAAGAAGUCCUGCCCUGAAAACCAUUACGAAAGCCCCACUGGGGCCCUGUACCCCAGGAGGGACUCUCGCAAAUGAAAUAUUGAAACUGCCCACCAGCACCGUGAACAAGACUAACUUUACUCGGCUGCCUGAACCUCAGUGGACUCCUGCUAAUACUUUUCUUCAGCAGAUUUCAACAGCUAAGUUUCUUCUGAUACAGUUUGUUCUUAUCUCCUGUAUCUUGGCCUUGCAAUAGUUUGAAAGAGUGUUUGCAUUUCAUUUACGUUUUCUUAAGAACCUGGGUGAUAUGGAUAUGGAUGUUUUUCCCAUUUUUCUUGAAAAUUAAGAAGUCUUUCAUGUCAUCAUGAAGUCAUCUUGUGUCCUUGCACCCUUAACAAACAAGUUAAAUGCAUUUUUCUUCCUCAUAAAACGCCCAGAGCAGAUUUUUGGGGGAAAAUUUGAAACUUAUAUUAAGGUGCCAGUUUAUUAGAUUUAGUUUUUAUGCUACAUUGCAAUAAAUCCUCCCUUCAUGAAGGUUGUAAUGUUCAGUGUUUUGUUGAAACUGAUUUAGAAACUCAAUGAUUCAACAUCAUUAACACUUUGGAGGUCGCUUGUGGUGCUGUGAUAUAAAUGGGAUGGACAAUAUUGUAUAACAGAAACACCUGUCAGUAUAAUACAGCGGAAAUCAUCAGCACAAUUAACUGCAUUAUUUAAAAUGCAGUGAUAAAAAAAAUGGAGCAUUGUAACCUUCAUGAUUUAUAACAGAAGUGGUGUAUUAUGAGUACAUUAGUUCUAGCUAGGUGUCCCUAAUUAUAGUAUGGUGAAUGUGUUUUAUAACGGGGCAUUUAAAGUUUAGAUACUUGGGAAAUACGGGACCAACUGUGAUAUACACAACAUAAUAAACUAGCAACUGAGUGAAGCCUACAUUGUUUGACCCAUGCUUGUUAGCAGGCUGCUUCUUCCCUGCAUGUCAACAGAUUUUGUAGCUGUUCUGAACGGCCAGACUCAAAGGAGGGAUGAGAAGGAGGCGCACGAAGGAUGGGGGGUAAAGGUGCUGUCUCUCUGUCUUUCCUGGAAGACAAUCAUAGUGUUGCACUUGUUAUAGAAGUAUUUCUGACAAAGUAUAAUAGUGCCUUAAAAAGAAAACAAAUAAAAACAUGUCAAGAGUUUAAAAACUUCAGUGUGUCUUAAGUAAUUUAUCACACUGAUGCUAGUUCCUGUUUACUGAUUUGCAAUCUUGCACACAAUGAGCAUAACCAGUGAAAAUACACAGAAAGGAAAUCACAUCACCCGCCUGUAAUAUACAGCAUGUAUGACUGAAGCACUUUAAAAAAGGGCAACAAGACACACAUUAACAGCCAAGAAAAUUUGUAUUUUAUUAAUAUAGUCGGAAAGAAGCUCCAUAAUCCAUGGAAACAUUUUUUUUCCGGUGCAUGUCCUUAACAAUCACAUUCUAUGAGGAGAAAAAAGAACAACAUUAAAAGCCACAACUUUGUAUUUCAGUUACAGACAUUUUUCAUUUUCCAUGUUUUUUUUUUUCUUUUUUCCAAAGUAAAGAGAAAGGCAAAGGCAAAGUACCCCCAUUCCCCCACCCGCCCUCCUCCCCUUAAAAAACAGACAGCCUUAAAAGUCAUGGGCUUUUUUUUCAGUACAACCCACAGUGCUUUAGCAGAAGGAUAAGCGCUCAUUGGUUAAGGAUUACACAGCAUGGCGACGCAAAGUUUUGCAAAAACAUUAAAUGAAGAUGAUGAUGUUGAGGAGGAGGGGGGGAGAGAGAGAGAGAGAAAGUAGAGUGGAGGAAAUUUGAGCAACAGACAAAACAAGAAGAACCCUACAUCAAACCCUGACCCCCCCUCCCCCAAGUGAGUCGACAAACACCCGCAGUACAGCAGCUGGGCCUGGACUCUUCCCUCCCACUAUGUGCAUAGAUCAUGAUCCUUUAAAAACCAGCUUUAGUCCUCCACUUCAACCUGCCUCUGAAAACCCAUCCGAUACAUGAAAUCUCUCAACUACUGAAUACCUGUCACAGGAACACACAUGUUAACAGGCAGGAGAGAUGAUUAAAAACAAACAAACAAACAAACAAACAAAAACUUCUUGCACGACGCUCCUGAACUACAGUAUGGAGAAAUAAAGAACAAACUCAAAACAAACAAAUGCAUCUUCUGUCACUGUCUUUUUGAUAUUCAAACCAUUGAUCGUUGUUUAAAUGUAAAGCAAUUUCUACUUAGAUUUCACAUGUAAAGCACUCCACUUUUUUCAAAGUUGAUUCUCAGUCUUAUUUGGUAAAUAUAUAACUUGCUACAAAUUUUUUUGUUGUUGUUUCAAAGAAACAAUGGUAGUCUCUAUACUCUGUUAAACACAUAACCUUCAGUGCUUGCUUGGAGUUUAAUUGUUUUCAGUUGCCUUUUUUUUUCUUUUUUUUUUUUUUAAAUU